AUGGUAUUCGACAAUGACGACCGAGAGUCGGGUAUUGAAGUGCGGUCUACUGUAAGCAGUAUUGGCCGCCACGACCCGAAAUGCAUUGCGACAAGUUUUUACCUAUGCAUCAUGCACGGCAAGUCUGUUGAGUCCGAGGUGGUCAUCACCAGUGAUGGGAGUCAACAGGUGCAGCGCAUGGGACCAAUUCAAGACGCAAAUGAUCGAUACAACUCAACACGUCGAUCCGCCCUAAAGAAUAUCAAUCCUGAAAGUCGUCCGGUGGGAGUGUCCAAAACAGAUGCCGGCUACAUCGUCAACGAAGUGUGGACUCCGGGAAGCAAUAUAGAGGCCAACCAUACUGUUAAACUUCAAAUCAACUACUCUACCCUGCGAGCAGUGCGUACAAUUGCUGGAGAUGCGUUCCUUACCAUCGGGAAAUGCAGACGACAGGCGCGCAAUACAUCGGUAUCACAGAGUCUGUGGUUUCGCUAA
This is a messenger RNA of Pochonia chlamydosporia 170, 474 nucleotides long. RefSeq lists its product as hypothetical. Bases 1 to 474 code for a protein of 157 amino acids. The transcript has a single exon. The record is from RefSeq and is a predicted model, not a curated record. NCBI's taxonomy places the organism in Eukaryota, Fungi, Ascomycota, Sordariomycetes, Hypocreales, Clavicipitaceae.